AUGGAUGAUACUCAUCCAAAAUGUGAGGAGGAAAUAUAUACCGAGAGUAUCGAGAAUAUAGUCAGGUGGCUGGGGUUUAAACCUCUCCGCACCACGUAUUCAAGCGACUACUUUGAUCAGCUAUACAAACUCGCAGAGGAUUUGAUCAGAAAAGAUCGAGCAUACGUGUGCCACUGCACAGAGAGUGAAAUCCAGGCUCAACGUGGCUUAGAUAUGACUACGGGAGCAAAAGGUAAGGUUAGAUAUGCUUGUGUGCAUCGCAACCGCCCGAUUUCCGAGUCCAUGGCCGAAUUCCAUGCCAUGCGAGACGGCAAAUACCACGCUCAUGAAGCUGCCCUCCGGAUGAAGCAAGACCUGGACAGCAAUAACCCACAAAUGUGGGACAUAUUUGCUUAUAGAAUAAUUGAGGAUGACAAAAACGAUUUUUGCAAGCACAUACGGACUGGUAACAAGUGGAAAAUUUAUCCCACCUAUGAUUUUACCCAUUGUCUUUGCGACAGCUUUGAAGGAAUCACGCAUUCUCUAUGUACGACAGAAUUCGAGCAAUCAAGGGAGUCAUAUGAAUGGCUUUGUGACGAACUGGGAGUUUAUAAACCUAUGCAGAGAGAAUACGGCCGAUUGAAUGUUAGCGGCACGAUUUUAUCCAAGCGCAAGCUCAUAAAAUUAGUCGAGGGUGAAGAGAUGACAAAGCCCAACCUUGGGAAAUAUGUGAGAGGCUGGGAUGACCCUCGUCUGUUUACACUUGUUGGGCUUCGCAGACGCGGUAUACCACCUGGUGCAAUUUUGUCGUUUGUCAGCGAGCUUGGAGUGACGAAGGCAAAGACAACAAUUGAGAUCCCUAGAUUUGAGAGUGCCGUACGCACCUACCUAGAGACUCUUGUCCCGAGGCUGAUGCUUGUUCUUGACCCUAUUUGCGUCAUCAUUGACAACCUUCCUGAUGACUACAUCGAAAUGGUUGAAAUACCAUUUUCUAAAGAUGCAAGCCAUGGUAGUCAUCUUGUGCCUUUCACGAAAACAGUGUUCAUUGACCGAAGUGAUUUUCGAGAGGCCCCUUCCAAGGCGUUCUAUCGACUUAGUCCUGGUGAAUCUGUGGGUCUAAUGAAAGUCCAAUAUCCUAUUAUUGCGACAUCAUUUGAAUUGGAUCCCAUCACAGGCUUAGUCUGCACGAUUCGCGCGCUUUAUGCCAAACCGGAAGAAGAUAGUGUCCUGUUCAAGAAACCCAAAGCAUAUAUUCAUUGGGUUGGCCUUUCGCCACUCCACAAUAGCCCAUUAAAGGCGGAAGUACGCACUUUUAAGCCUUUAUUCAAUUCAGCUGAUCCGGCAUCCCAUCCAAGCGGAUUCCUGGCUGAUAUUAACCCUAAAUCUGAGGAAGUAUUCGCAAAUGCCUUGCUUGAUAUUGGAUUUAAUGAAGUUAAAUCCCGCGCCCCCUGGCCUGAAGACCCAGGCAGCUGUAGCGAUGAUGGGAACGAGGGAAUUUGCGAGCCUGAGUCAGUCCGCUUCCAGGGCAUGCGAGUCGCGUACUUCUGCGAAGAUAAGAAAAGCACAGCUGAAAAAUUGAUACUGAAUAGAAUUGUUUCAUUGACGGAAGAUUCGAGCAAGGAUAAAUAG
Ophidiomyces ophidiicola is the source of this 1608-nucleotide messenger RNA. RefSeq names its product Glutaminyl-tRNA synthetase (gene GLN4). Gene Ontology annotation, molecular function: ATP binding; glutamine-tRNA ligase activity. Gene Ontology annotation, biological process: translation; glutaminyl-tRNA aminoacylation. The record is from RefSeq and is a predicted model, not a curated record. Lineage: Eukaryota; Fungi; Ascomycota; Eurotiomycetes; Onygenales; Onygenaceae. The coding region runs from base 1 to 1608 and encodes 535 amino acids. The transcript is spliced from 5 exons. Gene Ontology annotation, cellular component: cytoplasm; cytosol.